AUGGAUUGGUCCCAAGCCACCAUUCCUAUUGGGAAAAGACAAGUUAUUUUACAACCAGAACCAAAGUCUAAAUUUACUAUUUUCCCAACAGAUGAUCCUAAAGCACAAAUUUUGUAUCAAGAAUGUGAUUUUGGCAGCUAUAUGAUUUUGUCUGACAAUGGGGUCAUAGCUUCAGCUCAUCAGUCACAAAGAGCCAAUGAAAUUUGGGGUAUGGAGUUUGAUGGCAGUUGUUUAGCAUCUGGUUCAGGGGUAGGGGUUGUUUUAAUUCCUCCUUCUGGAAAGCCCAUUCCAUUUUCCUUUAAGUUACAAUUUAUGAAUACAAAUAAUAUAGCCAAGUAUGAAGCUUUGUUGUUAGGACUGUCUCAAGCAAAGAAAUUGGGAAUAAGGCUGCUACGAGUUAAAGGGGAUGUAGAGUUGAUUGUGAAGCAAGUCAAGGGGUUAUUUAGUGUCAAGAAUGAGAGAUUGAGGCAUUACAGGAAUAGAGUAUGGGAUGAAAUUGAAGGGUUUGAUGUAUUCUUUAUUGAAGCUAUUCAUAGAGAGCGAAAUUCUAAAGUUGACUCUUUAGUAGUAUCGGCUUCCCUUCUAGUUCCACAUCCAGAAUUUACAAAUGAUACUUAUCAAGUAGAACUGAUUUAUCGACCAAGUGUGCCUGAUAACUCAACAUUUUGGUAG
Messenger RNA from Cryptomeria japonica (Japanese cedar), 672 nucleotides. RefSeq lists its product as uncharacterized. Gene Ontology annotation, molecular function: RNA-DNA hybrid ribonuclease activity; nucleic acid binding. NCBI's taxonomy places the organism in Eukaryota, Viridiplantae, Streptophyta, Pinopsida, Cupressales, Cupressaceae. Bases 1 to 672 code for a protein of 223 amino acids. The record is from RefSeq and is a predicted model, not a curated record. The transcript has a single exon.